AGGAGAAAACGUUUAUAUAAAUAAUUUUUUUUUAAAAAAAAACAUUUAAAGCAGCUUCUAUAUCUAUUAUUUACAAAGGAGCAGAGUUUGUUAGCUACCGCACAAAUUCUCGUCUCCGCUCUUCUUGGAUUUGUCUCUCGUCUUAGUUUUUCGCAAUCGCAGGUUCUGAGACGCGCCCUCUACGUACAAACUCUCUGCCAACUGCUGCAGCUGGAUCUGAAAAGACAAUGAGGGGGAUGUCGGAGUUUGAUGCCGGAGGAUCGGACGAGGCGUCGUCGUCACGGGGACGCAAAGUUGUGGAGACGAAGGCGAAGAGAGCGCUGGUCGGGGCGGGGGGCCGUAUCUUGUUCUAUCCGACCCUCGUGUACAAUGUGAUCCGGAACAAGACGGACGCCGAGUUCCGGUGGUGGGACCAAGUUGAUCAGUUUUUAUUACUAGGUGCAGUUCCUUUUCCCAGUGACGUACCUUGUUUGCAGCAACUUGGGGUUCGCGGAGUUGUUACGCUCAACGAGCCCUUUGAAACUCUGGUUCCCACAUCCUUAUACGAGGCUCAUGACAUUGAUCACCUCGUGAUUCCGACGAGAGACUAUCUUUUCGCGCCUUCUCUCGACGACGCUCAAUGCGCCGUCGAUUUCAUCCACAAGAAUGCAUCGCAAGGGAAAACUACGUACGUACACUGCAAAGCUGGGAGGGGACGUAGCACUACAAUCGUCUUAUGCUACCUCGUAGAGCACAAGCACAUGACACCUGAAGCCGCUUUAAAUCACGUGCGAUCAAGGAGGCCACGUGUCCUUCUAGCCCCAGCACAGUGGCAGGCUAUUCAGGAAUAUAGCCGGCGCAAGUUAGACUCAAAGGACUCUGCCAUUGGCCAGCAUGCGAAAGACACCGAAGUGCUAACAUGCGCCGGAGGCCUCAUCGGGGUCAACAUCAACGACCGACAUUUCGUCGUCGAUGAUCUCGCCGUCCAUUCACCUCAGAGGGUUCAAUCAGAGCCGUCCAUUGACGACGAAGUAUUAAUAACAAACGAGGAUCUAAAAGGUUACGACACUUAUCGGGCCGGAUCUAAGGGAAUUAUUAGGCCGAGGCCCAUUAUGAGCAUGUUCUCGGGCCUUUUAGGCACGCUUUCGGGCUCGAAUCCGGGUCGGGUUUCGGAUAUUUGUGCUUGCUAGUCGAGAGAUCCAUACUUGUAACUCCUUUUUUUUUUUCUUUUUUUUUCUUUUUUUUUUUUCUGAGAACGCUAUGGGCAAAAUUGUAAAAAUUGUUGGUAUCAUAUUUUUUGUGUCAAUGCAAUGCAACGGUGUAUAUUAUUUUACAAA
Molecule: messenger RNA, 1316 nt
Organism: Ananas comosus (pineapple)
Lineage: Eukaryota; Viridiplantae; Streptophyta; Magnoliopsida; Poales; Bromeliaceae
Product: putative dual specificity protein phosphatase DSP8
Exons: 6
Coding region: 228-1169 (313 amino acids)
Biological process (GO): protein dephosphorylation
Molecular function (GO): phosphatidylinositol-4,5-bisphosphate 5-phosphatase activity; protein tyrosine/serine/threonine phosphatase activity
Source: RefSeq, a predicted model, not a curated record